AUGCCUGUGAUCUGUGCAGCUUACGGAUGCAACAGUCAGCUUGUCAAGGGAGAUGGAAUUUCUUUCUUUGCCUUUCCAAAAGAUGCGACCACGAGGAAAGUCUGGCUUCAUUAUUGCAAGAGGGACUUCGAUCUCAAGUACCACCACAAACUGUGCAGGAAGCAUUUCUCCAAAUGCAUGUUUGAUCGAGACCCAGAGAAGUUGGCGAGCCUGGGCUAUGAAAAUGCAGUAGCACGGCUAACAACAGGUGCUGUACCGGACAUUCCCCUGUCAAUUGAGAUAUCGAGUCCUUUGUCUGAAGUACCGAAACAACAACAACAACAACAACAACAAUAA
Messenger RNA from Liolophura sinensis, 336 nucleotides. RefSeq names its product THAP domain-containing protein 2-like. Gene Ontology annotation, molecular function: sequence-specific DNA binding. The record is from RefSeq and is a predicted model, not a curated record. The coding region runs from base 1 to 336 and encodes 111 amino acids. The transcript has a single exon. Lineage: Eukaryota; Metazoa; Mollusca; Polyplacophora; Chitonida; Chitonidae.